AUGAUGUUCGUUACAAAAUCCAGGAAGACUACAACCCUCACGCUCCUUUGCCUCGCUAUCCUCGCACUGGCCACUUUCUCAGAGGCCAAUGACUUAUCCCCCCAACGUCGCGACCAUGUCGACGUACGACGCAUGAUCAAGAAGCGCACCCCGGGGCUGGCUGGCCUGGUCGGCCUCGGUGACGAUCCCCCGGCGGCGGGUAGCAGUACGUCUGCUACCGCGUCUAGCACCGCUGCGAGCAGUGCGGCUUCGUCGGCGGCCUCCAGCUCCGCCGCAUCCGCGACCUCCGCCUCGUCCAGUGCUUCCAGCGCUGCUUCCUCGAGUGCCAGCUCUUCGGCAUCGUCGAGCUCGGCCUCGUCUAGCGCGUCCUCGUCGUCCGCCUCAUCCAGUUCGAGCAGCGCCUCGAGCUCCAGUGCCUCGAGUACUAGCUCUGCGUCUUCUACCAGUGCUACAUCUGCUUCUCAGACCUCAGAUGCCGGUACCGACGCUGCUACAGCAACCCCUACUGAUACCCAGGACUCUGGUGCCACCGGCUCCUCCCACCGCGUCACCAGCACUGUGACCACGCCCGCGAGCGCUACCGCAGCUGCCAACGCUGCUUCUGCUUCCAGCACGUCCAAGGUCACGAAGACUACCCUCGUUGUGAUCGUCUCGGUCGCCGGUUCCGUUGGGUUUGUUGCCAUCGCGUGGACGCUCUUCCGCAAGUGGAAGCUCCGCCCGUCUGCGCACUUCGACGACCGCAUGGCCCCCAUCGACUGGCAGCCCACCCUCGACAACGACGACGGCAUCCCGAGGCACCGCCGCAUCUCGGCCGCUUCGCACGGUUCCUUCCAGUCCGGCGCCGGUCACAACGACGGUGCCUAUGGUUCGGACAGCGGCCAUGGUCACGGCAACCCCUCGCAGCUUAACCCGAUCCCGGACCACGACUUCACCGCCGGCCCGAACGCGCUCGCCCCUGUCGGUGGCUACGCCGACCUCCAACGCGGCCCGAGCCCUUCCCCGCAGAUGGGCGAGCUCCAGCGUGGCCCGAGCGUCUCGCACGCGAACUACGCCGCCGACCCGUACAGCGUGUCGGCCUACCAGGGUGGUUACUACAACGGCACCGCGGCCAACCAGGUGCGGUACUAA
This is a messenger RNA of Rhodofomes roseus, 1128 nucleotides long. RefSeq lists its product as uncharacterized. Lineage: Eukaryota; Fungi; Basidiomycota; Agaricomycetes; Polyporales; Fomitopsidaceae. The record is from RefSeq and is a predicted model, not a curated record. The transcript is spliced from 2 exons. The coding region runs from base 1 to 1128 and encodes 375 amino acids.